Messenger RNA from Xylaria bambusicola, 2865 nucleotides. RefSeq names its product alkaline-phosphatase-like protein. Bases 174 to 2792 code for a protein of 872 amino acids. The record is from RefSeq and is a predicted model, not a curated record. Gene Ontology annotation, cellular component: endoplasmic reticulum membrane. The transcript has 7 exons. Gene Ontology annotation, biological process: GPI anchor biosynthetic process. NCBI's taxonomy places the organism in Eukaryota, Fungi, Ascomycota, Sordariomycetes, Xylariales, Xylariaceae.
GUCUGCCACUCCCCCAAGCUACGAUAGCUGCGACAAAGCUCGCGCAACCUUGUCGUCUCAUCAUCCCGGCGUCACUCUUGUAGCAGUCCUCUAGAGAUGAGGAACUGUAUUCUCAAUUUCGACUCGACGGCCACCCAUGAUAGGAUUACCAAUACACGAAUUGGCCAUUGGACAUGUACCGCCAACAUGUCUUCUCUCUCCCGACGAUCCUCCUUGUCGCAUCUAACUUACUAUUGCCUGUCGCCAUCUUGAUCUUCGCCACGGGCUUCUUCCCAUAUAAACCCUUUUUGCCUGGCCUUGCGCAAUAUGAGCAUCUCGAAUACGGGUCACCUCCCACUGCGCCGUUCAACAAACUUAUAUUCAUGGUCGUCGAUGCGUUGCGCAGUGACUUUGUGUAUUUGCAAGGCUCUGGCUUCGAAUAUACCCAGAGCUUGAUUAACAAUGGCGUUGCUAUUCCUUUCACUGCUCAUGCAACAUCCCCCACUAUCACCAUGCCACGGAUCAAGGCCAUGACAACGGGCACGACACCCUCGUUCCUUGACGCCAUUCUAAGCUUUGACGAGGCCGACACAUCUUCAACACUAGCGUCACAGGAUACGUGGCUUGCGCAGAUGAAAGCAAAGAACACUGGAAAGUUGAUCAUGUACGGCGAUGACACCUGGCUGAAACUCUUCCCAUCAACGUUCGACAGAGCGGAGGGAACUACGAGCUUCUUUGUGUCUGAUUUUACCGAGGUCGACAACAACGUGACUAGACACAUUGACAACGAGAUGAGAAAUGAUGAUUGGAAUACUAUGGUUCUCCAUUACCUCGGACUUGACCAUAUUGGUCACAAGACCGGUCCCCGAGGUCAACACAUGAUCCCGAAACAGCGCGAGAUGGACGCCAUAGUUCGGCGGAUCUACGAAGCUAUGGAAUCCCAUGAGCAUCUACACUCCACCUUGCUUAUUUUGUGUGGAGACCACGGUAUGAAUGAUGCUGGCAACCAUGGAGCAUCUUCGCCUGGAGAGACUUCAGCUGCUUUAGUCUUUGCAUCCCCAAAGCUGAAGGCAAUCUCUGCGGACGCUAAAGCGCCAGCUGAAUUCAACGAAGAUUUCCAAUACUACCACACUGUCGAGCAAUCCGACUUGGCGCCGACACUUGCUGCUCUUCUCGGAUUUCCCGUCCCUAAAAAUAGCCUGGGGUCUUUUAUUGUGGACUUUUUACCCCUCUGGCCAGCAUUUCAUGACAGACUACAGAUCCUUAAACGUAAUGCCAGGCAGAUCCUCGCUAUCGUCACUGCUACUUUGGGGGGGCCGUCGCUUGAAAGUGUCAUGAGCGAACAGGAUUGCCUUCAUCCGAGUUCCUCUGCCGCUGAACUAGUUUGCGAGUGGCGCAGAAUUGGCGAGGUUGCCGAACCGUCCACUGCAGAGGGUACUGAGCAACAACAUCGGAUUCAGGAUUUAUCAAGAUGGCUUUCUAAUGCACAAAGCUUGAUGAGCGGGAUGGCAAGCAAUUACGAUGUGGAUAAACUGACCUUAGGCGGGAUUAUCACAGUGGCUGCUGUAUCUGGCGCUACAGUCGCUGCACUUUUUUCGGAUAACUCGGCCGUCCGCGAUUUCGUUCCCCUGGCUUUAAUCACGGUACUUUAUGGCGUAAUGAUGUUUGCCAGCAGCUAUGUUGAAGAAGAGCAGCAUUUCUGGUAUUGGACCACGACUGCAUGGCUAUUCUAUCUCGUUGUCAACAGAGCAUCAAGUUCAGCUCGCAAAUUCUUCCUCACGACGUUCCUAUGCCUUGGGAUGAUGAAACUUAUGCGUAGCUGGAAUCAAACCGGCCAAAAAUUUGCUGGCGAGCCUGAUAUUGUUACUGAAUUCCUCUCGCCAAACCCAACUCUCCUUUGGGCUCUGGUGUGGUCGACAUACUUGGUAGUUAGCCGACACCUUCUGAAUCACAUUGAUGGUAUUCCUACAGUAAUUUCAGGCUCGGUCGUGGCUGGAGUAGUAACAUCGGCCGUAGCUUUUAAACUCACAUUUACGAAGCAGGAUUCUCCUGAAAUUGUAGUUGGAUUCGCAAGGUUUUUUGCUGACCUCUUCGACGAGCCGUCCCUUGUGACGCAAGCUCGCGCCGUGUUCAUGGGCAUUGGACUGGUUGCUCUCUAUCCGCUCUACCUAUUGUUCUUCCAACCUAACAAAUCAGCCAAAAUACAGGCCAUGCACGUGCUGCACCAUCUAUACACGCUUUUCGCGCUGACUCAGUCUCGAGCGACCAACGUCCCGCUAUUUCUGCUUUUCUAUGGAAUAUAUUUCUUCUUGGACAACCUGAACCUAAACCCCGUCGAAGUGACUACUUCCUCACUACUCCUACAGUUCACCUCCUUCUUCGCCAUGGGCGGCUCCAACGCUUUCACCGGCAUCGACUUAUCCAGCGCAUACAACGGCGUCAGCAACUUCAACGUCAUCAUCGUGGGCGUGCUAACGUUCGUUAGUAACUGGGCCGGUCCGGUGUGGUGGGUAUCAGCGUCGAACUUGCUGCUCUCGUCAAGCGAACGGAGAGCUUCUGAAAACGACUCCCGCAAAACGAAGGAUGUGAGAAAGAGAAAUACAUUUACGCUGCACGCGUCUCUCUUGACGCUGUACGCGGCGGCGAGCUUGGCGUCUGUUAUGGCGGCUUGCACGGCGCUGAGGACGCAUCUGUUCAUCUGGACUGUCUUCUCGCCGAAGUAUCUGUAUAGUAUGGCGUGGACUCUGGGACAGCAUCUUGGUGUUAAUAUCGGCAUUGGGGGCUUGUUGUAUUGGCUGGGACGAACAUCGUGAUGUUAGCCUUAGUUGCCUUUAGUAUUUAGAUAAAUUCAUUAACUCCUGAUGCGCGAGCACAGGUUCCCAAUCA